AUGUUGCACAAGGAAAUGUCGGGAUGUUUCCAUGUAAACUUGCUGUUUAAAGAAAUACAAAACCUAGCGUCACACGUCACGCCUCAGACAUGGGGCCCUGGAGAGGCAAAACCAACAUGAGUGACAACAAACUCGGCUUAUCGGCAUGAACCUCGCUGCCUGCUUCAUCCACUGUGUGCGCUUCUGCUGGGUGUUUCUCCCAGCUCGGCUGCCUAAUUUGGUCAGACACUUCCCCCUCGGAAAAAAAAAAACAAUCUAUCGUAACUGGGUAUCAUUUUCGCUCUGAGUUCAGUGAAGGGAAGAGACAGUUCGUAGAAAGAAACAUGGAGAAAGCAGACCUGCGUCGAAGCGCGUUGUAAAACAGUCGUUUAGUCUCGUUUCUGUGACCCCACCACCUCGGAGUCGUGAAAAUGAGGGUUUUAUUUGUCCAGACCCUUAAGAUCGCGAAGAAGAACGAAGCAGUUGUUGGAGAAGUUGGAAACUGGAAUACAAGUGAAUGUUCCGGAGACUUCAAUCGCUAAAAAUACCUCCAAGAGACAUGGAUCCUCCGAACCCGUCCCGGGUCCAGAAGGCGAUGGAGCGGUUCGGGGGGACCGGAGUCCUGGCGGUGCCGUGGACGUGGCCCAUCUGGACUAUACUGUUUGAACACCUCAGGUUCUUGGUUCAGGUGGUUUGCUGUACCUUCUGGACAGUUUUCCAGAUGUGCCGACUCGAAGUGCACUUGAGGAUUACGGAUGAGACGGGGCACCAUGUCCAGCACAUGGGCGCCGGAGGAAAUGCUGGCCCGUCCUUCAUCAUCUCCUCUCUGCUGGACAGCAACAGCAGAGUCGUCGUCUCCGGGUCGAACCACGUAGCCCUGCGCGGCGCGACCGCCUGCGCUGGAAACUCCGAGGCGGGCUCCUUGAUUUCAAGCCUGCAGGCCGAAGACAUCUGCCGCAGCUUCGUGGACGACUUCGUCUUGCGAGCCGCGGAGUGCUUUGCCGACUCGGUCCCGUCUGACGGCGCCAUCCCUUUGCCACCACAUUCCCGCCUGGACAACCUCGCUGGCCAUUGCAAAGCGUUUCUGCCACCGGAGAGGGAGAGCGGCGAGGAGGUGUACCCCGAGAGCGUAACAGAAGAGCCCCUGACACCCUUUCCCUCUCCUGUCGUUGUGGGAAACCAGGACGAUUCUUUCUGGGAUGAUGAUGAUGAUGAUGAUGAUGAUGGCGAAGAUGCUGAGGACAGCCAAGUGCUAUGGGAGUCCUUUACAAAACUGGACGACCCCUACAACCUGCUCUGCUUCUCGGCUUGCAUUUCAAGCCGCUCUCCGGAGGACAGUUUGAAGUCGCCCCCUACGAAGGCGGCAGAGGCGCUUGAUGCCAAAAGUGAAAGCAGCUCCUCUGGCAGCGACACCGAAGAGCUCCGAAAGACGAAGAUCACAGAGCGACGCCAGGCCCUUGGCCGCUCCUGCCAGGACAGCGGAAGCGACUGGGAGUGCUCCAGUGAGGACGACGAAGGGGACCCGGAGGAAAAUCAGAAACUAUGGGAGUCGUUUGCUAAAUCCUCGGACCCUUACAAUCCUCUGCGCUUUACAGCUCGUGCUGGGAAUUCGAGCCCAAAGACUGCUCUGUGUGGGGAGAAGAAGCACUCAGAUUCAGAGGAAGAAGGCGAACAUGACAGCCCAACUUUCGGUCUGGACACGAAGGAAAAAAAGCCCUGUGAUGAGCUGUCCUGUAAUUUGAAGGAAAGCGACGACCUCUGGAACUCCUUUUCACAAAGCACUGACCCCUACCACCCUUUACAUUUCCGAGCUUGUCUAAAAACCUCUCCCCCCUGCAAGCAAAGUCCCCGAGGUGAAACUAGCGCUUCACAUGUUUCACAGCAGGUCGACCGCUCAAAGCCAGAACUGCCAAAAAGACAGUUUAAGCAUUACUGUCCCGCAAGAAUAUCUGACAGCCCCCAGCGUGCCGUCUGGAAGAAGCCGUCAUGCGUGAACACUCUAGAUGUGGAAAAGACAGGCAGAAACACUGAAAAGAAGGUGUCGUUCUCUCCGGUUGUGCAGGUCCAUGUCAUGCACGCUUGGUCGUUUGCUCUGCGGGCUGCGCGGAGAGGACCCUGGGAGGAGAUGGCCCGCGACAGAGCCAGGUUUCGCCGCCGAAUUGAGGAGACGGAGAAAGCUAUUGGGCACUGCCUCAGCACGGCGCACAGGGAGAAGAUUCUGGCCUCUUUACAAAGCACAGCCAGCAAAAACACUCCACCAGCAGCUAUGACCUGAAUUGAAAAUCCAAACCGGCCUGACUAGUUUGCACAUUAUAAAUUUAUUGCACUGAUUACUUUUCUAAUUUAACUUAUUUGGAUAAUGUACAGUUUUGGACUUCUGUGCUUCCAGGAACAUAGAAUGUGCAUUUAGUCAAGAGAACAAACUUUGCCAUCGACUUCUAUUUUGGCAUUUUAAUACCUCUGUUUGAAUGUUCUAUGAACAAUAUUUUUGUAGAUUGUAAAGGUUUUUUUUAAAAAAACUUAUAUUUUGAGUUGCAUGUUUGAAAUCUGUAGCAUUAUAUUAAAAAAUCUUUUUAAAUUUGCUAUGCCAUUGUCUGUAUCAAUAAAGUCCAGUUUUUUGGUGA
Molecule: messenger RNA, 2603 nt
Organism: Lepisosteus oculatus (spotted gar)
Lineage: Eukaryota; Metazoa; Chordata; Actinopteri; Semionotiformes; Lepisosteidae
Biological process (GO): response to endoplasmic reticulum stress
Cellular component (GO): protein phosphatase type 1 complex; endoplasmic reticulum
Molecular function (GO): protein phosphatase regulator activity
Source: RefSeq, a predicted model, not a curated record